Molecule: messenger RNA, 734 nt
Organism: Rhodamnia argentea
Lineage: Eukaryota; Viridiplantae; Streptophyta; Magnoliopsida; Myrtales; Myrtaceae
Product: metallothionein-like protein 2
Exons: 3
Coding region: 84-320 (78 amino acids)
Molecular function (GO): metal ion binding
Source: RefSeq, a predicted model, not a curated record
UUCAACGCCGAGGAGAAAGUUCAGAACCAACUUCUAAAUCAUCUUCUUUACCAAGCUUUUACCUUUCGACCCCUAACCUGAGAAUGUCGUGCUGCGGAGGAAACUGUGGCUGCGGGUCUGGCUGCAAGUGCGGCGACGGCUGCGGAGGAUGCAAGAUGCAUGCGGACCUGAGCUACACCGAGAGCGCCGCCACCGAGACCCUCGUCAUGGGCGUCGCCCCCGAGAAAUCGUUCUUCGAGGGGUCGGAGAUGGAGGCCGGAGCCGAGAACGGAUGCAAGUGCGGCUCGAGCUGCACCUGCGACCCGUGCAACUGUAAAUGAAGCGAGUCGCGACCUUGAAUUCGACACCCGCCCGAGACCGAAAGAGAUGGGUCGGAAUCCUUUUAGUAUAUGGCAAUGUUCGUGUCUUCUGUAUGUCCUUCCGCCAUGUGGGUGUCUUUUUGCCCUUUUGUGGGUCAGAAUAAAGCCAGCCAUGGCUGGAUGUGGGCGACUGAUCCUGAACUCUCUCUCUCUCUGGUUCAGAGUCCUUCCAUGUGGUGGCCGGCUUGGUGUUUUCCGCUGUCUUUUUGUUUUUUUUCUCUUUCUGUCUUUGUAUGAAGGUCGUGUCCGAUCGGGGUGGCUGUCUCUGCUCUGGGUGGGGUUUGGAUUCAUGUUGGGCUCAGAUCAUGAAAUGAUAUGGCGAUUGAAAAGCUCUGUUCUUGCGGUCAAAAAGUUAGGCACUCUCUCUGUUUUUAA